Messenger RNA from Ectocarpus sp. CCAP 1310/34, 1823 nucleotides. Lineage: Eukaryota; Phaeophyceae; Ectocarpales; Ectocarpaceae. The record is from the annotation of a GenBank genome assembly.
AAAAAGGCUAUGAACAAGCUCUUGGAUGAUACGGAGAAGAGAGAGGCGGCCACCGCCGCUGCCGAAGCAGCUCUCGCGGCCAAGGAAGAAGAGGUGAAGGCCAUGAAGGCGUCAGUGGCCAGGGAUCGGGAGAAGCUCGCGCGGGACAUCGCGAGAUCGGACGCGCUUCAACAGCAGCGUGAACGGCGAGAGCAGGAUCGUGUCAGCAAGGUUGCUGAAGCGGCGACUUCCAAGCUUCCCCCUCUUGCGCUGAAGUUUGUCGGACUCCGUGCAAUCGCUGAGGCCCAAGACUGGCGAGCUCACCACCCUGCAGCAGUCGCGGAUGAUUUCAUGCUGUACUUCGACCUGGUGAAAGGAGGCAGCUCUGAGAACCACGCAAAGGAGCAGGAGUUGUACGAGAACACCGGGAAGGGGCGAGGCAAGGCCACACCAGCGUCGACGACGGGCAACGUGUCAUCACCAAGGAGCAAGAGGAUGGACUGCACAAGUUCAUCAAGGNACAGUAUUCUUACAAACUUUUUCCCACCCUCCCUCUGUGUGGAUGACCCAUCUUUGUCAGGUCGCGGAGACCUUGAGAAUCGGUACGGACAAGGGGCGAGGCAAGGCCACACCAGCGUCGACGACGGGCAACGUGUCAUCACCAAGGAGCAAGAGGAUGGACUGCACAAGUUCAUCAAGGGCGAGCACGAGGCGGGACGUCAGGUCUUCCGCCGUACCGUCAAGGAUUACUUGGAGUGUUCGUACGGGUUAGAGAUGUCAAAUCGUGCCGUGGGAAGGUUGCUGCAGCGCCUUGGCUUCAAGCGCCGUAGGGGUAGGAUCAAAAUACCUCCGUUGAACGAAGAGAGGAAAAACCGCAUCCCCCUGUUUCUUGUUAAGAUGGACCUCGCGAAGAGGGCCGAGGGCGCUGGGGUCGCAGUCAUUGUGUACAUGGAUGAGAGCUUUUUUCACCAGGCGCAUGGUUCCGCGAACUCGUACUUUCUUUCUGACGAUAAGGGGGUUGUGCAGGAUGGGCGUACAGUACAUCGGGGAAAGGCCAAGUUGGCAACUGGAGAUUAUCAUAACGCCAUGACGGAUGGGAUGUUCAUGCAGUGGUUGAAGCACCGACUUACCCCGGCCUUCGAUGCGCAGUUCAAGUACAAGAAGAUGUUUCUCGUUCUCGAUAACGCCUCAUACCACCACUGCUUUGACGAGGAGCUCAAGGUGCCCGAAACCAACAAUAAGAAGUACAACGUCGAACUCUUGCGAAGUACGGUUGCACGUCGUUCAAGGUCAUUACCCAAUGCGAAUCGCAAGAACGGCGUCAGCAAAGAAGGGAUAGCCUCCGUCACUCGGACGCACUUCAACAAGAAAUAUCCACAGAAGCUCGAGGAAAAGGCUGAGACCUGCAUGAGGGAGAAGGGGUGGGGGUUAAGUUGAACACCGCCGUACAUGCCGACUUUCCAGCCGAUCGAGCUGUUCUGGCAGCACGGCAAGCAAUACGUGAGCAUUCAUUUUGAGAAGGGGCGGAACAUGUUGGAUGUCUGGAAGCAAUCCGUCUCGGUUGGUAUGGCGACCCGGAAUGGGACGGUCAGGAGGGGGGGUGGAAGGCAGCCAAUUGUGGAAAAUUGGUGGAACAUGCCAUUGGCAAGAUGAACGAGUGGAUCGGCCUGUAUGGUGGAAACCUGAGCGGUACGAUCGGUAGCCUCGAGUAUCCAGUAGCAGAGUACCGAGAGGCUACGACCGAGGAUGAGAUAGAGGAUGGGGUGGAGGAGCAGACGGAUUAGUGGCUGGGUGUGGACGCGGAAGAUGCCAUUGAGGGCUGAAAAAAAAUGCAAAAAAAAAAA